Fusarium poae is the source of this 1074-nucleotide messenger RNA. RefSeq lists its product as uncharacterized. Gene Ontology annotation, biological process: tricarboxylic acid cycle. Lineage: Eukaryota; Fungi; Ascomycota; Sordariomycetes; Hypocreales; Nectriaceae. Gene Ontology annotation, molecular function: succinate-CoA ligase (ADP-forming) activity; succinate-CoA ligase (GDP-forming) activity. The transcript has 5 exons. Gene Ontology annotation, cellular component: succinate-CoA ligase complex (ADP-forming); mitochondrion. Bases 1 to 1074 code for a protein of 357 amino acids. The record is from RefSeq and is a predicted model, not a curated record.
AUGUUGCGUUCACAGCUUCGUCUCGCCGCUUCGUCCGCGGAACGACUUGUUCCGAAAGUUGGCUUUGGAAGAUACGAAGAUACGAUACGCAAUCUCAGAAUAAAUGACCAGACCAGAGUUAUAUACCAAGGCUUCACGGGUGCAGUAGCGACUAAGAAUGCCCAAGACACAAUCGCGUAUGGGACCAAGGUCGUCGGCGGCGUCACCAAAGAUCCUAUACUCAAAACACACCUGGACCUUCCACUUUUUGGAUCCAUGGAAGAGGCCGCCAAAGAACUGAAACCUGAUGUUUCUGCUGUUUUUAUCCGUGGUUCUUUAGCUGCUGAAGCCAUCAUCGACGCCAUAAAAGCUGAAGUUCCCCUCAUUGUUUCUGUAGCAGAGCAUGUGCCCGUUCAUGAUAUGCUACGUGUUCACGAGGUCUUGAGAACUCAGUCAAAGAGUCGACUCGUUGGACCUAACUGUCCUGGCAUUAUUGCCCCGGAGCAAUGCCGCGUUGGCAUCAUGCCUUACAAGCAGUACACCCGCGGCUGUGUUGGUAUCGUGUCCAAGUCAGGAACGCUGAGUUAUGAAGCAGUUGGUUCAACUACCAAGUCUGGGUUGGGCCAGUCUCUUGUGGUAGGCAUGGGAGGCGAUAUGAUACCCGGCACAUCGUUUGUGGAUGCUUUGAAACUAUUCUUCAACGAUGAAGAAACCAAGGGAAUCAUCCUUAUCGGAGAGAUUGGAGGUGAAGCUGAACUAGAGGCGGCAGACCUGAUCCAGAAAUAUCGCAAAAUGGCGCCAAAACCAAAACCCAUUAUCGCGAUGGUUGCGGGUCAAACAUCACCUCAAGAAAGGAUUAUGGGUCAUGCAGGUGCCAUAUACAGAUCUGAUGUGGAUCCCACCGCACAGGAGAAAGCCGCGGCUCUGAAGAAAGCUGGAGCAAUCGUCGUUCCGCACCCGGGUGUUAUGGGCGAUACCAUGGAGAAACUACUGGCCAACUAUCAACCCGAUGAUUUUGAGUAUAAGGAGCGGGAUCAACGCGUUAACUCCGGCAGCUUCAGAGCAAUUAUGAAAAAGAAUCGCAUUGAGAUAUAG